AUGAACAGGCAGACGCUGAAACAUCCGGGAAAACCCCCACCAGCGGGCUGGCCUUGUGACCGUUCGCCAGCACGACUUCCGCUCAAGCGCGAUGGAUAGGCGAGGAUGGCGAUCAGCUCCCGUUUUCGUCGGUGCGGCCGGAAUAUUGUUCUGUGUAGUGUAUGUAGCACUCCACUAUCUUCACCGUCCCGCCUGGCUGACCUUGGUCAAUGUGCCUCGAGUAUCGCACAAGAACACCUCCGAUCCAAUUUAUGUGCAUUCCCGAGCUCGAGUAAUGAAACACAAAAUGUCAUGAGAUACAAUCACCUGCGCACAGUAUAUGCAUCCAUCCCUAGGAAACGCGUUUCUUGUACGUACCCAGAUGAUUACUAUGCAAUCGCGUAGGGAACGGUGGGCGUUCCGGGAUCGUGGGGCACUGAGCCCGUGAGUGUGUUGAGAAGUUACCGAGUUGAUGUGGUAUAGUGAGCGACUAGGUAGAUCGGGAGGACGCUCCGGAAUGUGCG
Dissoconium aciculare CBS 342.82 is the source of this 503-nucleotide messenger RNA. RefSeq lists its product as uncharacterized. Bases 106 to 384 code for a protein of 92 amino acids. Lineage: Eukaryota; Fungi; Ascomycota; Dothideomycetes; Mycosphaerellales; Dissoconiaceae. The record is from RefSeq and is a predicted model, not a curated record. The transcript has a single exon.